Molecule: messenger RNA, 1063 nt
Organism: Colossoma macropomum (tambaqui)
Lineage: Eukaryota; Metazoa; Chordata; Actinopteri; Characiformes; Serrasalmidae
Gene: hoxa11b
Product: homeobox A11b
Exons: 2
Coding region: 182-1042 (286 amino acids)
Biological process (GO): anatomical structure development; regulation of transcription by RNA polymerase II
Cellular component (GO): nucleus
Molecular function (GO): RNA polymerase II cis-regulatory region sequence-specific DNA binding; DNA-binding transcription factor activity, RNA polymerase II-specific
Source: RefSeq, a predicted model, not a curated record
AGAUGUCAAUUUCUGCCCACAGUCACAUGACUGGCGCUCUCUGGAAUGGAUGGAGAUGGAUCUCCACGUCACCUCACGUCUCAAAAUUUCUGCUCGGCGAUUCAGCUCUUGAAACCCACUAGGGCUCAGCUCGGCACAACGAUGUGAAAGCAGGGACUGCCCUCGUGGAGCGGCCAGACAGAUGAUGGAUUAUGAUGAGAGGGUGCCCGUUGGGUCCAAUAUGUACUUGCCUAGCUGUACUUAUUAUGUUUCGGGAACGGAUUUCUCCACCCUUCCUCCCUUUCUUCCCCAGACCCCGUCUUCUUGUCCCAUGCCCUAUUCGUACCCCUCGUCCAAUCUGCCCCAGGUCCAGUCCGUGAGGGAGGUGACGUUCAGGGACUAUGCCAUUGACCCGUCCGGCAAGUGGCACCAUCACCACCACCACCAUCGGAGCAACAGCGUGCCUCACUGCUACGCGGCGGAGGACGUGGUGCACAGAGACUGCUUGCCCAACAUGGGGGACAUGUUCUCUAAAAGCAGCUCGCUGGUGCACCACUCGGGCUCCAGCCACCCGCCCGGCAUCUACGGCAGCGUGGGACGGAACGGCGUGCUGCCCCAAGCCUUCGACCAGUUUUUCGAAACUGCCUACGGGAACGCAGAGAGCCAAAGCGCCGAGCACGCGGCCAACGGCGCCGCGAGCAAGGCGCCUCCAACGCCAGCCUCGGGGUCCCAUCCCGGCCGCGAAGCGGAGGAGACGGAGCGCCGCGAGGAGACCAGCAGCCCGGAGUCGUCAUCCGGUAACAACGAAGAAAAAUACAACACCAACGCCACUGGACAGAAAACUCGCAAAAAGAGAUGCCCCUACUCCAAGUACCAAAUCAGGGAACUGGAAAGAGAAUUUUUCUUCAGUGUUUACAUCAACAAAGAGAAACGGCUGCAGCUCUCCAGGAUGCUCAACCUCACCGACCGCCAAGUCAAGAUCUGGUUUCAGAACAGGAGAAUGAAAGAAAAGAAGUUAAACAGGGACCGCUUACAGUACUAUUCUACGAACCCUUUGCUGUAGGGGCCCUAGACUCGUCCGUCC